AUGGAUAUAGAUACAAUCAGUGAUCUACCAGAAGCUCUGAUUUGCCACAUAUUGUCGUUUCUUAACAUAAAGGAAGCUGCUUUGACCUCACUUCUCUCCCAAAAGUGGCGCUAUCUCUUUGCUUACAGACCAAAUCUUGAUUUCGAGGAUUCCGUACCUUUCCAUCCGAUAAUGUGUAAUGGUCAUUAUCCUCCAGUUCGCGUGUCUAGUUGGAUAUCAAAUGUGAUAGAACGUGGGGUAUCGGAUCUUGAUUUACACGUUACUGUGGUUUCGAAACAUUCCAUGCCUUCAAGUGUCUUUGCGAGCAAGUCACUUGUUAGGCUGAGAAUAGAAAUUGUAUGUGCUUUCGUCAUUGAUUCGGCACAUGUUUUUCUUCCCAAGCUUAAGACUCUCCAUCUCAAGUCUGUUGGAGAUGUUGACAGUUUCCUCGUCAAGCUUAUCUCUGGCUGUCAUGUCCUUGAGGAGUUAGUUAUGAUUGAUCUACAUUGGCGUGGUUACUGGAACCGCUCUGUGUCUUCCAAAACUCUCAAGAGGCUAACGGUACACAGUGUAGCAGGCGUAGCAGGGGAUGCAGGUCCUUAUCGUAUAUCAUUUGAUACGCCGAAUCUUGUCUACUUUGAAUACGAUGAAUAUGUUGCGGAAAAGUAUGAAACAAUGAAUUUCGACUCACUUGUUGAAGCUAGAAUCGGUCUUGUAAUGACAAGUCGUCAGAUUGCACAUGCAAGCUAUGAAGAUUUGGUCGUUAAUGCAACAAAUCUAUUUAUGGGGAUAAGCAAUGUUCAGAUCCUUCACUUGAGUUCCGACACUCUAGUGGUACUUACUUUCUGUUGUGAACCAAUACCGGUUUUUAAAAACCUGAUUCAGCUAACUGUUACGACUCACGAAGACUUGGGAUGGGAAUCAUUGCCGGCUCUACUCAAGAACUGUCCGAAACUAGAAACCCUCGUCUUUGAAGGACUCUAUCACAAAAGCACAAUUAAAUGUGAGGACGCUGACGGGUGCCUAUGCAAAUCUUCAGAGGUGGACAUUCGUAGUUGCCUAUCAUCAAGUCCGGUGAAGGUUUUGAAGGUACUCGAUUUUGGCUAUCUUCCUUGUUACAGUGAAGAAAAUGAAACGAGGAAGGUGCAGGUCAAGUAUUUCCUGGAGACAAUGCCGAAUCUUGAACAAAUGAUACUGUUCCACCAUUCUCUAAUUGAUGAAGAUUUGAAAAGCCAAGGUUAGUUCCUAGAGGAGCUUCAUCCAAGUGCAGAAUCCAAUUAAUUAAUAAUGGAUAACGACAUCUCACCAA
Molecule: messenger RNA, 1288 nt
Organism: Camelina sativa (false flax)
Lineage: Eukaryota; Viridiplantae; Streptophyta; Magnoliopsida; Brassicales; Brassicaceae
Source: RefSeq, a predicted model, not a curated record